UUAUGCGCCAGCAAAUGCCAUAGACUAUUCUUGAACAUUAUCCUGGGAAUAGGCUACCCAUAUGACCUUUCGGCAAAUUUGGGAUUUGCUCUGCAGUUCCCUAUGGUUCCCUCUGGCUAAGAGGCAAGACCUUCCAAUGUCCCUAAAACAUGGGCACGCAAUAGCCUAUAUCGCUAAUCCGAGGUGUAGCCUAUUUCUUUGGAAUAUAGUAAACAGCUGCAUUUAAAACCUUCGUUUAAAAGAUUGCUACACUUUUGAAACGAUUUGGUAACAGUUACCAUUUUAAGUCUAAUUUCACUUAGUUACGCCCCUGAUGGAAGUCAUAAGUCAAUUAACCUUUUCCAGAUCCACUCCCAAUUAGGUCUGGGUGUUCCCAGGCUUGAUGGUCCGAGAGGCUACUCUUGAGAUUUAGUCAUUGUUUGAGUUUCAGCUUACAUCAUUACAAUAAAACAGAAAAAAACAUGGAACAAGGGAAAUAGGCUAUAACGCAUUUGACUGAAGAGUGUUCUGUGAAAACUCAAAUCGUGCUGUGUGCACAUUUGCUUUGGUUGCGUUGGGCACUUUUCCUUCCCUCUCCGAUGAACAGCUCUUGGCACCAGCGUUUGACUGUCAACAGCCCAACGUGGUUGAGAGGACAGUAACUCCAAUAGGCUAUGUAAGCUAUUGACUGAGCCAUUAUUAACCGCUAGAAAUGACAUUUGCGACCGUUUUGAUGGAGCUGUGGAAAUACAGAUCAUAACGUGCCGAUGCUCUUGUUGCAGACAUUCUUCAAAUUUGCACACGGUUCUCAGUCACAAGGCUUCAAAUAACAGUGCUCGGACAUUGUACUGGAUAUAGUACAGAGGAUGCUCGACUGCCAGCAUUAACAGCAAAACUUGUAGCGAACACUAAGUAUUUUAGGUUAUAAUAACUUCCUGUUGUCCUGACACUUCUGUGGCUUUGCGACAUCCCGAACUGUCACCAAAGUUACAAAACCAUUUGCGCGUGUGUUUGAUUUUAAGUCAUGUUUAGGAAAAAAGAUCCAGAAAAAAUCCACUUGGUCACCGACAAUGCGACCACGUAUAUGGGAAGGAAUUCUCAGAAUGAAGUCAAGGAGAAACAUGGGACCAUCACACAUUGCCAUGACAACAGUCGGGCACAGGAGGACCGAGAAAGUGAGAAAAAAGUCGCCAGGAAGCGACUCUACAUCGUCUCAGUUGUUUGUCUGGUCUUCAUGAUUGGUGAAAUCCUGGGAGGAUACUUUGCUGGGAGUCUGGCAGUGAUGACGGAUGCUGCCCACCUGCUUGUGGAUUUCACGAGCUUCAUCAUCAGCCUGUGUUCACUGUGGCUCUCCUCCAGACCGGCUACUCACAAACUGAGCUAUGGCUGGCAUCGGGCAGAGAUCCUGGGUGCCCUGCUUUCUGUGUGCACCAUCUGGUUGGUGACUGGCAUCCUGGUGUAUUUGGCAGUAGAACGCUUGAUAAGUGACGACUACACCAUUGAGGGGACACUCAUGCUCAUCACGUCAGGCUGUGCAGUGCUGGCCAACAUCAUCAUGGCGCUUACCCUGCACCAAUCAGGGCAUGGACACAGUCACGGUGGCCUGAGCUCCGGACAUGGACACAGCCAUGGCCAUAGCCAUGAGAAAGGAGGGAACCGGAAAGCAGAGAAUGGCCACACGCAUUCCCAUGGACAGGGCUCAGCGGAGCAUCAGGACGUGGAGGACGGCCGCGGGGUGGCGAGGCGACCUCAGGCCAACGCCAGCGUGAGAGCAGCGUUUGUGCACGUGGUGGGAGACCUUCUCCAGAGCAUCAGUGUGCUAGUCAGCGCCUUGAUCAUCUUCUUUAAGCCCGAAUACAAGAUGGCUGACCCCAUCUGCACUUUCCUGUUUUCCAUUUUUGUGCUCGGCACGACCAUCACUAUCAUGAGGGACAUCCUUGUGGUGCUCAUGGAAGGCACACCUGUAGGGGUGAAGUACAGCGAGGUGAGGGAUGUCCUCCUGUCUGUGAAGGGGGUCAAGGCAGUUCACAACCUCCACAUCUGGGCUCUGACCAUGAACCAGGGAGUGCUGUCCGCACAUGUGGCCAUAGAUGAUGCUGUGGAUCCGCAGCCUGUUUUGAGGGAGAUCACUAAAGUACUGUUCGACACCUACAGCUUUCACUCGGUUACUAUUCAAGUGGAGCCCCAAGCUGAUCAGAAGCCUGACUGCACCCUGUGCGAAGAUCCAAAAAUGUAGACUCCCCAAGGGCAUGGACUUGUGACUACCACCCCAGGUCACCCAAAAGACAGCAAAGGAAAGUUUGGAGAACCAGGAUUGUAAAUCCUAAAGUCUGUUUUUGUAGUUUUCUAAUUUAAACUUAAGUGUCUGGCCAGCUUUUAGUGGACCUUUGGACACCUACUGUAUGUGUUCUGUUGGUGUUCAUGGGCUGCAGGGUCACAAAACAGAAAUACAAACAAACAUCAGCUUGUCUCUUGAUUAACCCAUCUUAACCCCAUCUCUGGGGUUUAGAUAACAUGCCUUAUUAAGUUUAAUGGGCAGACUGUGUAUUUUUUUAAGAGUAAAUAUUAGCCCUCAGUAUGGUUUAGAUUUUUUGUUUUUUUAUGGGAUUUAUUCAGCAGCUCUGUGCCAAAAAUUCCGGUCCAAGUUGGAGAGCAGCUUUAAUGUUAUUUUAAACUGAACAACAAAACCAAAAGGGUUUGUGAGCGAGAGUCAAAGUACCACAUUUUAUUUUUACACAAUAACAAUGUCAGUUCUCACACAUCUGUCAGGUCAAAUGAAGAAAGAAGUUAUGUAUAUGUGCUUGGCACUGCAAACAAAUUCACUGUAUUUGUAUAACCGUAAAAGACUGUAGUCCUAUGUUUCUUUCAUGAUCAUGUGUACUGUAGACCUGUGGUCAUGUGUCUUGUGGGAAUAAAAAGACCAGUCAUGUGUACUGUA
Messenger RNA from Alosa sapidissima (American shad), 2917 nucleotides. Its product is annotated as zinc transporter 8-like. The transcript is spliced from 9 exons. Bases 1004 to 2215 code for a protein of 403 amino acids. Gene Ontology annotation, biological process: response to zinc ion; zinc ion transmembrane transport; insulin secretion. The record is from RefSeq and is a predicted model, not a curated record. NCBI's taxonomy places the organism in Eukaryota, Metazoa, Chordata, Actinopteri, Clupeiformes, Clupeidae. Gene Ontology annotation, cellular component: plasma membrane. Gene Ontology annotation, molecular function: zinc ion transmembrane transporter activity.